This is a messenger RNA of Tarenaya hassleriana, 1059 nucleotides long. RefSeq lists its product as uncharacterized. Gene Ontology annotation, biological process: response to heat. NCBI's taxonomy places the organism in Eukaryota, Viridiplantae, Streptophyta, Magnoliopsida, Brassicales, Cleomaceae. The transcript has 6 exons. Bases 64 to 879 code for a protein of 271 amino acids. The record is from RefSeq and is a predicted model, not a curated record.
CAUCCCUUUAUCCCAACCCUUCUCUUCCCCUUUCGAUCACAUAAAUAACAGAAUAAAAAAAAAAUGGAGCUUGAAGCCGUCACAGCGAAACGCAGACUCGCCGCCAUCGCCGGUCACUUUCCGCCGGCCACUUGCGACUCCGUCUCCCCCGCAUCUAUCCUUCCCCUGCACUGCAGCAGCAGUUUAAACAGCGUUAUUCGAAGGUGUGACAACAGGAUGAAUUUUGCUCGCCAAGCAUCUUCGGCCCAGUCCUAUUUCAUGAGGCAGGCUUCAGCGGAUGAGAGGACCAUACCGCAAAAUUGUGCUCCUCCCAGGUGCUCUUCCACCAGAAUGAACGGCUUCCCUGCUGCUUCAGAAUCACCAUUAUUUUCUAGACCUUCACAAGGGCUAUCUCCACAGUUUUCUAAGCCUGCAAAAGAGGGAUCAUGUCUUUCUUCUGAUCCGAAUAACCAGCAAAUGAAAAACUGGAAAAGUCCAUCAAGUCCAAAUCCUGGCCUUCCUAAGUUUGCCAGAACAGGGACUGGAUGGUCUCCCAGCUCCGAUAUUGCAGAAAGUGAAGGCAGUUAUAUUAUGACAGUAGAGUUACCAGGUGCCAAUGUCGAGGAUCUAAGAGUGGAGGUCGACAAUAGAAACUUGACUGUGACUGGUCGGCGCUUUGCCAUCUUUCAGAGGGUUGCUGCUGGUUCAAAGGACUCAAUCUACGGAUAUCACAAGCGAGAAAUCUUACAAGGACCUUUCCAGGUUUCUUGGCCACUUCCCAGCAAUGUGAAUAAGGAUAACGUUUGCGCCGAAUUCCUGCAUCAUAUAGGUGUGAAACCGCUAACACGCAGUGUGUUUGCUUUGGAGCAGGAAUGGACUUCUAAGAAUCGUGAUCCCUAAGCUUUGAGGUUGUUCAUGGAGGAACCGAAAGGGCAUCGCGUAUGUAUGUAUAUAUAUACUGUUUGUGUCAGUAUAAUCGAGGUAAUGUAUACAAGUUCCUUAGUGUUGAUGCAGUGUUAAAUGUCUCAAAUGUAAACAGAAAACAAUUCAGAAGAUAUUUUAUUAAACGAAUCAAACUAA